Molecule: messenger RNA, 309 nt
Organism: Aspergillus udagawae
Lineage: Eukaryota; Fungi; Ascomycota; Eurotiomycetes; Eurotiales; Aspergillaceae
Exons: 1
Coding region: 1-309 (102 amino acids)
Source: RefSeq, a predicted model, not a curated record
AUGGCUGAAGACUUCGAAGUCGCAAAGAAUGCAGAGCAGGCUCGUAGAUAUCGAGAACAACAAAACUAUGAGAAGGCCGUGUUAGGAAAGGCCGAACGAGCCGAAAAGGUCCAGAAACAAGAGGAAUCUACAGAGGCCGGGAAAGUCGAAAGAGCCGAAAGAGUCAGGAAACAGGAAGAAGAUGCAAAGGCGAAGAGACGUGAAAAAGCCGAAAGAGUCAGGAAACAAGAAGAAGACGCAAAGGCGAAGAGACGUGAAAGAGCCGAAAAUUUAGGAAACAGGACGAAAGCUGGGGCCAGUCAGAAAUAA